Messenger RNA from Pteropus alecto (black flying fox), 1832 nucleotides. Its product is annotated as T-cell surface glycoprotein CD1a. Gene Ontology annotation, biological process: immune response; antigen processing and presentation, exogenous lipid antigen via MHC class Ib; positive regulation of T cell mediated cytotoxicity. Bases 321 to 1316 code for a protein of 331 amino acids. The record is from RefSeq and is a predicted model, not a curated record. Gene Ontology annotation, cellular component: external side of plasma membrane. Gene Ontology annotation, molecular function: exogenous lipid antigen binding; endogenous lipid antigen binding; lipopeptide binding. The transcript is spliced from 7 exons. Lineage: Eukaryota; Metazoa; Chordata; Mammalia; Chiroptera; Pteropodidae.
CAAUGUCACACAGGAUUUAUUUCAUAGAGUUUGCAUUAGGGAAGGAUGAACAGAAUGGAGGCUGGUGACAAGAGGGGAAGCUGAAAGCCAGAGAGGAGAGUCAGAACCGGGGAGGAAAUGAGAGGCUGAGUUGGCAGUCCAAGGUUUAGGGAAGGGCAUAUAUAUUUACAUUUUUUUUUUGUUGCAGACAGUGACUAAAGGGGAGGUUUGUCUGUUGGUAGAAGAAGGAAGUCAAAAUAGAGGUGUUGUGGGGUAGGUUUUUUUAAAACAGAAAUCAAAGAUAGACUUUUCUGAGAGAAGAAAUAACACCUGUAAAUGAAAUGCUGUUUCUGCAACUUCCAUUGCUAGCAGUUCUCCUGCCAGGUGGUAACAAUGAAGAUGUCUUCCAGGAGCAGAUCUUCCAAAUCAUCUACACCUCAUCUUUUUACAACCGUUCCUGGACACAAAGUUGGAGCUCGGGUUGGUUGGGAGACUUGCAGACUCAUAGCUGGGAGAGCAACUCGGGCAGAAUCAUUUUCCUGAGGCCUUGGCCUGGGUCAAAGGGAAACUUCAGCAAGAAGGAGAUGACAGAAAUGGAAGGGUUUUUCCGCAGACUCUACAUUGAAUUGUAUUACAUAUUUCACAACUAUGCCAGCCAAUGGAAGUUUGAAUAUCCCUUUGUGGUACAGAUGGCAGCAGGCUGUGAGCUGCACUCUGGGGAAGCCAAGGAAGGCUUUGUGUGGUUUGCUUAUCAAGGAUCAGAUCUCCUGAACUUCCAGAAUUAUUCGUGGUUGCCAUCUCCAAAGGGUGGAACUGGAGCUCAGCAGGUGUGCGGACUAUUUAAUCAGGACCCGGUUGACAAUGAAAUAACACACAGGCACAUCAGUGACACUUGUCCACGUUUUCUCUUGGGUCUACUUGAUGCAGGGAAGGCAGAUCUCCAGAGACAAGUAAGGCCAGAGGCUUGGCUAUCCAUUGGCCCCAAUCCUGGUUCUGACCAUCGGAUGCUAAUUUGUCAUGUCUCUGGCUUCUACCCAAAGCCGAUUUGGGCUAUGUGGAUGCGAGGUGAGCAGGUACAACAAGGCACUCAGCGAAGGGAUGUCUUGCCCAAUGCUGAUGGGACAUGGUAUCUCAGGAUUUACUUGAAUGUGGAAACCAUUGAGAGAUCUGGCCUGUCUUGCCGAGUGAGACACAGCAGUCUAGGAGGCAAGGACAUCAUCCUCUACUUGGAACAUCAGAACUCCGUGGGCUUGAUUAUCUUGGCAGUGAUGGUGCCCCUGGUGCUUCUGAUAGGUCUUGCAUUUUGGUUUAGGAAGCGCUGGACGCACUGUGAAUGACCUCCUGUAACUCUUAUUCCCUUGAAACGAGAUUCCAGCCACUGAGGGGCUCAGGACGCAGAAUGGUGAUGAUGUCCUUUCAAUUCUCCUUGUAUAACUUUAUUUUCGUGUGCAUGUUUAUGCUUAGUGAUAAGUUGUUAAUACAAGCUAAAUGUAAUUUUGCAGAAAUUUUUUUCUGAUCUGGAGUCUGAGAUUUUAAAACUCAUAUUUUAACUCUGGCUGGAAUGAGGUUCUAGUAACCUCUAGAUUUUCAAAAAUUAAUGAAUCUCCAGCCCAUUUCAGAUGUCACUUCCUUCUGGAGGCCUUACUUAAUCACAAGUGGAAGCAGUGUCUGAACUCCAAUCACACUUUCAGUGUACUUGUUAAAUCUACUUCUCACUUUCUAUCUUUUGUUGCAGCUAUGUAGAUCCCUUUACCUCUGUAAUUUGUAAGCUUCUUGAGAGCCAAGUCUGUGUUUUUUAAUAUUGUGUCAUUGACAGAGUGUACUAAAUACAAGUAUUAUUUUCUCACUAAAAA